Didymella exigua CBS 183.55 is the source of this 830-nucleotide messenger RNA. RefSeq lists its product as uncharacterized. Bases 331 to 771 code for a protein of 146 amino acids. The record is from RefSeq and is a predicted model, not a curated record. The transcript has a single exon. NCBI's taxonomy places the organism in Eukaryota, Fungi, Ascomycota, Dothideomycetes, Pleosporales, Didymellaceae.
UCAUCUUAUCCCCCUCGCACCCCUCGCCCGCAAACGUGUCUGACGGGUACAUCAUGAUACUCCCCACAUCCAACAAGACAGAGUCGUCGUGUACCCGCCCCAGGUCGUUUUCGAUCAAGUUGGAGCCCACGAAGGCGUGGGCGUGGGCGAAGACAAAGUCUGUGCAUAGGCGUAGGUGUGCUUCUGAGGCGCUGAGCGAGGUGCUGGACAGUGCGGAGGCGAGUGCGGUGCUGUAUCCGAUGACGUUUUGGCACGUGUAGAGGAGGAACUCGUCGCCUGGGGAGUGAGUGUAGGUUUUUCAAUGGACGAGGGGGCUUGCGGUCGUUGCGGAUGAAUUCGUGGGACAUGCCGAAGACUACACAGCCGAUGGUUACUUUGGUCCUUGACAGGCGCUAUCUGCGUAGGUGUGGCGCUAACCGUGACCGAGCUGUCUGGGUCAGUAAAAGCCGGAUUCAAUUCUGUGUGUGCGCGAUGAAUCGACGUGCCUCGUGUGCGACUUCUUCCACAACUGCAUGCUUCUGUAACUGCAUCCAAUGGAACCCCACCGCGUACCUGGCCCCAAGACGAUACCCCUGCGUCGCCAGCGAUCCCUGGCCUAGAUUCUCGCUGAUCCGAAGCGUGUCCUUUUCCACCCUGGGAUUCCACACCGCAGCGCCAUCAACCAGACCCGGUAGGAAGCAGUACUCCGGCUGCCGCAGCGCGGGCUCGGGGUUUCCAUCGUCCGCCUCGCUCCACGCCAGACUGUGCCCUGUCGCUGCACCGGCGGGGUAGCCGAGCGCUUCCGCCCACAGCGUAAAGGCGGCUUGCACGCGGCAUUUGAAGAGGGAGCG